Molecule: messenger RNA, 4230 nt
Organism: Caenorhabditis angaria
Lineage: Eukaryota; Metazoa; Nematoda; Chromadorea; Rhabditida; Rhabditidae
Source: the annotation of a GenBank genome assembly
AUGGACCCUAAUAAUUUGCAAGUAAGUCAAUCACCUCCCAGUCUAUCGAAUUUAACAUUUUCUUCUUUCAGAACACCAUAAAUGGGUUAGGUGGAAAUGGAGGAACACAUAACAAUUUUGCCGCUGGAAUGCCAAAUAAUCAAGGAUUUGCUCAUAAUUUAAUGGGACAAGCCGGAACCGCUGCUGGUCAGUAUAAUCCGAUGCUCCUUCAACAAUCCUAUCUCAAUUUUGGUGGUUUUAAUAUGAAUUAUGGAAAUAAUCAGGUAAGCGGUGACAAUGAAUACUCGGCGAAUUAAAAAGCGAUGAUGAUCUCUAAGAACGACUACGGUUAUUGUGGGAACAUUCUUUCAUGCUUACGUUCAGCAAGAAAGACCAUAAAAUGUCCGAGCGACUAAUCUUCUCUCUGAGCUUAUUCAAAUCGAUUAUUUUUUAUUGACUUUUCAUGAAACAAUUAUCAUAAUGUGUUUAUUUUAUAGCUGCUCGAUUUUCAAACUCCACAGCAACCGCAACAAUAUUUAAUGCAACCACAACAUAAUAUUCAACCAAUGUUUCAACAAAAUGCACAAAUGCUACAGUUGAUGCAACAACAGCAGCAGCAACAGCAAUUGCAGCAGCAGCAGUCUCAGAUGCCACAAAUGCAGCAAUCACAAAUUGAUCAAGCUGCGAGACUGUUUCAACAGCAAGAACUUCAGCAACAUCAAGCUCAUCAACAACAUCAGGCGCAUCAACAACAGCAACAACAACAACAUCAAAGAUUAUUUGAAGAACAAUGUAGACAAAUGGAACAGGAAAGAAAGAAACAAUUAGAAAGACAAAGACAAAUUGAAUUGGCUGAACAGGCAAAAAUGCGUGAAUUACAAGAACAACGUGAAAAAGAGAGACUUGAAUUGUUGGAAAAACAAGCUGAAUUAGCUCGAAUUGCUGAAGAACAAAGAAGAAAAGAAGAAGCUGAAAGAAUCGAAAAAGAAAAACUGAUGAGAUUUGCAGAUGAGGAAAAAAGAAAAUUAGCAGAAGAACAGAAAAAACGAAGUGGAAUGGAAGGAAGACAUUCUCAAAUUGGUCAACCUCUCACACUUAUUGCAACUCAUUUUUUACCGAAUCUUUUUAUCAAUGGUACCAUUUCCAUAUGAAGGAAUGAGUUGUUCAACACUUCCACAAGUUAGCGAUUUAUCAUCAAAUGCUGAAUUAUUGAAUGAUACUGAUAAUAAUACAAUUCAAGCAAUUGUUGAUGUUCUUUCACAAGUUUGUGUUGAUGAUAUUAUUACAAGAGCUGAUAAAUUAUGUAAUGAAAAGGAAACUAAUGAUUUAUUUUUUAAUCAACUUCCACCUCUUAUUAGAGCUGUUGUAGAUUAUAAGGUUGGUUUUUUAUUUGGUUCCCAUAAAAUUGAAAUUAAAAUAAUUUCAGGCUCUUGAUGUUGAUCUACAUAAUAAUAUGGAAUUAUUAGAUAAUGAAGAUUUAAUGAUGCAAGAAGAUAUAACAAGAUCUGGACCUUCAAUUAUUCCACAAACAGUUUCUUAUCAACAACCAAUGACAUCAGCAACAAGUGAUAUGCAUCAAAUUCCAAAUGAAAAUCAAUCGCCAUCCUUGGAAACGACAACAGAAACUGGUCCGAUUUCAAUUGAAAAACGUCGACAAAUGAUGUCAAUUGGAAAAGCACCAAAAGCAAGUAGUGGAGGAAAUCAAAGAAAGAAAAAAGAUAUGGUUGAAAAAAUUGUUCGAUUCAUUGACUGAUAAUUUUGUGCCACAUGGAAGAAGAGGUCGAAGAGGACGAAAUCGAGGAAAUUCAGAUGAUGAGGAUGAUGAUGAUCAAUUGAAUCGAGAUUUGAAAUUGAUUGAAGCGAUGGAAGCUGGAGAAGUAUUGCCAAGUAGUAUAACUGGAUUCCCAAGAAGAGAUUCUGAGGAUGAAGAUGGAGAUGGUGAUCAUAAAUUCUUUGAUAAGAAAAAUAGAAAACGGAAAAGAGAAGAUCGAAUUGAUCGACCACCAACACCAACUGAUGGUAUUCUAGUUUCUUUUAAUGUAAAUAAGAUUUAAUUUUUUGUAUUUUCAGUUAUUUCUGCUCGUGAUGUUGAAUGGGAAGAACGACAAAAAUUGAAACACGAAAUUCGGAAAAAGCGGCAUAUCGAAGAAGGAGUUGAAAACUGGGACACUAUUUCUAUGGCUCAAGGUGAUUCAAUUGUUCGUUUUAAUGGUAUUAUUGAUACAAUUUUCGAACAAGUUGAAACAUUUGAUUUUUCUCAAAUAACUGGAAAGAAAAAACGAGUAUCAUUGAAUACAUCAAAAGACAGUGAAGGAAAUGGACAAUCUGAAGACGAAGAAGAAGAUGAUGAAGUUAAUCCUGAUUUAUUGAUUGAGAAAACAGCGAUGGAUGAAUUGAGAAGAGAAGCUUGCAAAUUGAAACAUUGGCAGAAAAUGCAUAAAAUAUCAGCUGAUCGACUUGUUAAAAUAGUUUCAAUGUUAGAACGAAAUAUUCGUGAUGUUGUUUCGGCUGAUAAUAUGAGAUUAUUGGUGCCAUAUGAUGAUGAAAUGGAUGAAGAAGAACAAGCAUUUAAAGAGGCAAUUGAAGAAAGAUUAAUUAAGGCUGUCGAUGCUGCUCUUACUGCAAUGGUUAUUAUGACAAGUCAUAAAGUACAUAAACAGGUUUGUGGUUUCUAAUAAAUUCAUUUAAUAAUCAAUAUUUCCAAUAAAUGAUUUCAGGUUCUUCUGGAAGACACGAUCGAAAGAGCAAUUGCAUUGGGUAAACUGUAUUUGACACAUAUUGUUUAUCCAUCUUCUGAUGGUUUUUAUAAAUCUGGAAAAGGUGGAAAAAAGAAAACAGGAGAAGAAACGAAAAAGAAGAGAAGAACUAUUAUACAACAUAAUAGAUCACCACCACUUCAAUUGAUUUAUCUUCGAAUUACUGAUCUUUUUGGAUGUUUUGCUGAAUUGGUUCGUCUUGAUUCAAUUCCAGAUGCUUCAAUGCAUCAUAUGUCAUCAAUGUCUCUUUCUUCAUUUUUUGUUGCAAAUGUUGGAGAAUUACAAAUUCAAUCAAUGAGAUUGGCAUCUAAUAUUUUUUCUCGGGGUGAUGACCAAGUUCGAUUGUCAAUGAUAAAUGAUAUACUUUCAUCUCUUCAUAGGUAUUUUUUAAAUAAUUAUUUUCAACAAUAGUUAUAAUAUUUUUGUAGAGUUCCAUCAAUGACAGUCAAAAAUGUGAACAAUGGUUAUCGACUUGGAAAUGAUUUAUGGAUCACAAAUACAACUGCACUUGUUAUGCAACUUAUUCAAAGUACUAUCAAAAUGCCAAAAAUCAAGAAAGUUGAAGAAGAUGAAACAGAAAGUGGAAAACGUCUUGUUAAUCAAGAUGCUGUUGUAAAAGAUGCAUUCUUACAAGCUGGAAAAUUCACAAAUGCAUUUCUGGCUGGAUUUCUAUCAAAAUGUUCACAAAGAGGAAAUAAAUUGGAUGGAGAAGAAGAUUACAAGAAUUUAUUCUCACAUUUUCUUCAAGAACUUCUUAUGUCACUUUAUCAACCAGAAUGGCCUGUUGCUGAAAUGAUUCUAACUACUUUGGGUUCAUUAUUAGUCAAACAUUUUCGAUCGAAAUCAACUGAUAUUGCAAUUCGUCAAGCUUCUUUGGAUUAUUUGGGAUUGAUUACAGCUAGAUUAAGAAAAGAUAUUAAAAUUGCUGUGGAUGAUUCAAAUGAUCGAUUAGAAUUAGUUGUAAAAACUAUGAUAUUUGAAGAAGACGAUGAUGAUUUAUAUGAUACUGUUGAUGAUGUUGAUGUUUCAAGUGUUAGUUUUCUAAGAAAAAUAUUGUUUUUUAUUUAAAUUUAAUUCUGUUUUUCCAGUUGUCUACCACUGAUCGUUUGAAAAAACUUGAACAAGCUUUGAUUGAUUAUAUAAUCGAAAGAAAAGGUGAUUCGGAUGUGAGUGUUGAAUAUGCAGUUCUGUUUUAUGCUGGUGAAUGGUAUAAAGAAACUGCUGAAGAUUUGGACAUUGCAAGAAGUGAACAUAAAGAAGCAUUAGCAAGAAGUGAUUUGACUGAAAAAGAACGACGAAAACUUGAGAAGAAACGAGAUAGAAUGAUUGAGAAAGGAAAUACAAUGAAAGAGUUUUUGAUGAAAUUGGUUGACAAAAAAGCAAUGCGAAAAAGAUCGGAACAAAUUAGGAAUCGAGGAAAUGUUAUGUUAGAAUCUGAUGCAUUGUGGGCUGUCAAAUAUUUGGCGAAAAAUCGAGAAUUCAGUCAUUCGUUUGA